Molecule: messenger RNA, 1488 nt
Organism: Trypanosoma conorhini
Lineage: Eukaryota; Euglenozoa; Kinetoplastea; Trypanosomatida; Trypanosomatidae
Product: putative Tartrateresistant acid phosphatase type 5
Exons: 1
Coding region: 1-1488 (495 amino acids)
Molecular function (GO): acid phosphatase activity; ferrous iron binding; ferric iron binding
Source: RefSeq, a predicted model, not a curated record
AUGCUGAUCGUUCUGGCGCUCCUUUUCCUCUCUGUUGGGUGUGGCCUCGACAAUGUGGCGCAUGGUUUAACGUUUGGCGUGAUUGGAGACUGGGGUUUAGGGGCGCAUGCGAAUGGGCACGGUCCCGAGAUCAUCUCUACGCGGCGCUACACGGAGGUGUGCGGGCGACUUGGCUGUAACUUUACAAUUAGCGUGGGGGACAACUUCUACUGCAGUGACGUGGCGUUCUGCAUUCGGCAUUCGUUCGAAGUGGCGAUGAGGAAUGUGUCCGGUCCUUUCUUUCCCUGCACGGGUAACCAUGACAACGUAAAAGCGCAGAUUGAGUACGCGAAGCGAAAUCCCCGAUGGUAUUGGCCGAGUCGUUACUACACCGUGAAGCUUCCGAUUGACGACACGGGUCAUACCGUGCAGUUGUUUGCUGUGGAUUCGCUUGAUUAUUCGCUCUGGAACGGUAGACAACUUGGAUGGUUAACAGAGGAGUUACGGCGAAGCAAUUCUCGCUGGAAAAUUAUAUUUGGUCACUAUCCCACUACCGGGAGUGGGCGGCACAAGCGGGUGGGCUCGGUGGGACGGAUUCACCAACUAAUGAAGCAGUUCAACGUGCAGGCGUAUUUUAGCGGCCACGAUCACAUUGUGGAGGUAAAUAAUAUAGAGGGGCGUGUGCUGGCGUUAAGUGGUGGAAUGUCACGCGGUGCGCUGAUGGCGUACGCCAUUGCCGGGCAGGCGCGACGCUUUACCCUUACCAGUCCCAGUGAGUACAGCCCGUAUAGGCAGGCGUGGCCCAGUCAUGGGUUUAUAACAGUGGACUUGGCUCCUAACACGAUGAACGCAAAUGUAUGGGACUCCGCCGGGGGCAUGCACUACGAGUUUGUGGUGACGCAUGAUUGGAUGCAAAAAGUCAUGCUUCUGCCACCUACAGCUCGGAAUACGUGGCCACCGCCGCGCGUCGUGCUGCAAGCGAUGAAGGAUGAACGUACACUACCCCGCGGUCCUGGCGGAGGGACUAUUUUUUUCGCCAAUGGAACGCGUAUAACACUUCCAGGCGACGACGAUCGCGGGGGCCGUGACUCAACGUGGACACCGUCAGGGCACUCCUCCGCCCCACCAGCGCCGGCAUCGAGGCCACCGCCCACACCUGUUCCAGAUUACAUCCAAUACGGCGUCUUCACCGAGUGUGAGGCAUGUAAUAUGAGGCCCCGCGCCGGAAGGCGAUUCACGCUACGUAUUACAGGCGAAACCCUUGAUUUAAACCAUCGACUGUACUUGACGGAUCGGCCGGAUGGCUGCGGGGACGCCAGUCGAGGCACUCACGUUUUGCCGGGGACACGCAUUGAAACUCCUCUCUGCAAUACCUUCAUGCUGAACGUGGCACGAGUGGUGGAUCGUGUCUAUGUUUGUUUUAGCGUGGAUGCCGGUGCCACCUACAGCAGGCUUCUCCGUGAGGAUACCGUGGAUGAGUCGUACACGUUCUCUAUCACCGCCCUCUGA